AACCUGCCGCCGAGUGCGGCGGCGGCGACACCGAGUGGAGGCAAAAUGGCGGCGGCGGCGGCGGCGGGCUGGUGCUAGGGGGAGAGCCAGGUCCCCGCGACCCCCGCGACGGGCCGCGCUGGCCCGCGGCAGCCCCCCGGCGUCUCUCCCCGCCCUGCCCCACCGGGGACACUCGGGGUGCCUGGGACGGGCUCCAGCGCCUCGGCGCCCGCCCUCGGGCCCGUGACCGCUGUCCAGGAGCCCCGCUCUCCCAUGCAGGGUUAAUUAUUUGAUUGUAAAGAAUUUUAACGUUCCUGGGGACUUCUGCAUCGGAUCUUCUUCAGUUUUGCUCAAGAGAAAGCUCUGAAUCUAUCAAGUAGCUCUUAAAGAAGUCCUUUGAGUGGGUUAUAUAUAUAGAUGUUUUCAUGAAGAGGAGUGAAAAGCCAGAGGGAUAUAGACAAAUGAGGCCUAAGACCUUUCCUGCCAGUAACUACACUGGCAGCAGCCGACAAAUGUUGCAAGAAAUUCGGGAAUCCCUUAGGAAUUUAUCCAAACCAUCCGAUGCUGCUAAGGCUGAGCAUAAUAUGAGUAAAAUGUCAACUGAAGAUCCUCGACAAGUCAGAAAUCCACCCAAAUUUGGGACACAUCAUAAAGCCUUGCUGGAAAUUCGAAACUCUCUACAACCAUUUGCAAAUGAAACAAGUCGAAGUACUUCAGAAGUUAAUCCACAAAUGCUUCAAGACUUGCAAGCUGCUGGAUUUGAUGAGGAUAUGGUUAUACAAGCUCUUCAGAAAACUAAUAACAGAAGUAUAGAAGCUGCGAUUGAGUUCAUUAGUAAAAUGAGUUACCAAGAUCCUCGACGGGAACAGAUGGCUGUAGCAGUUGCCAGACCUAUUAAUGCCAGCUUGAAACCAGGGAGUGUGCAACAAUCAAUUAACCGCAAACAAAGCUGGAAAGGUUCUAAAGAAUCCUUAGUCCCUCAGAGACACGGCCCACCACUAGGAGAAAGUGUGGCCUAUCGUUCUGAAAGUCCCAACUCGCAGACAGACGCAGGAAGACCUUUGUCAGGAUCUGGUAUAACAGGAUUUGCUCAAGCUCAUCCUAGCAACGGACAGAGAGUGAACCCUCCACCACCUCCUCAAGUAAGGAGUGUCACUCCUCCACCACCUCCAAGAGGCCAGACUCCCCCUCCAAGAGGUACAACACCACCUCCCCCCUCGUGGGAACCGAACUCUCAAACAAAGCGCUAUUCUGGGAACAUGGAGUACGUCAUUUCUCGAAUCUCUCCCGUUCCACCUGGAACCUGGCAGGAGGGCUAUCCUCCACCUCCUCUGAACACGUCCCCCAUGAAUCCUCCUAAUCAGGGACAGAGAGGCAUGAGUUCUGUUCCUGUUGGCAGACAACCAAUCAUCAUGCAGAGUUCUAACAAAUUUAACUUUCCACCAGGGAGGCCUGGACUUCAGAAUGGUAGUGGUCAAACUGAUUUUAUGAUACACCAAAAUGUUGUCCCUGCUGGAGCUGUGAAUCGGCAGCCACCCCCUCCGUAUCCUCUAACCCCAACUAAUGGACAAAGCCCUUCUGCUUUACAAACAGUGGGAUCUCCUGCUCCUUCAUCAUAUACAAAUGGAAAUAUUCCUCAAUCCAUGAUGGUGCCAAACAGAAACAGUCAUAACAUGGAACUUUAUAACAUUAAUGUACCUGGACUGCAAACGACUUGGCCUCAGUCAUCUUCUGCUCCAGCCCAGUCGUCCCCAAGCAGUGGGCAUGAAAUCCCUGCAUGGCAACCUAACAUACCAGUGAGGUCAAAUUCUUUUAAUAACCCAUUAGGAAAUAGAACAAGUCAUUCUGCUAAUUCUCAGCCUUCAGCUACAACAGUCACUGCUAUUACACCAGCUCCUAUUCAACAGCCUGUGAAAAGUAUACGUGUGUUAAAACCAGAGCUCCAGACUGCCUUAGCACCAACACACCCUUCUUGGGUACCACAGCCAAUCCAAACUGUUCAACCGAGUCCUUUUCCUGAGGGGGCCCCUUCAAAUAUGACUGUUAUGCCUCCUGUUGCUGAAGCUCCCAACUAUCAAGGCCCACCACCACCUUAUCCAAAACACCUGCUCCACCAAAACCCGCCUGUUCCUCCAUAUGAAUCAGUCGGGAAAUCCAGCAAGGAGGAUCAGCCAAGCCUGCCCAAGGAAGAGGAGAGUGAAAAAAGUUAUGAAAAUGUCGAUAGUGGGGAGAAGGAAAAGAAACAGAUCACAACUUCCCCGAUCACCGUAAGGAAAAACAAGAAAGAUGAAGAGCGAAGGGAGUCUCGUAUUCAAAGUUAUUCUCCUCAGGCAUUUAAAUUCUUUAUGGAGCAACAUGUAGAAAAUGUACUCAAAUCUCAUCAGCAACGUCUACAUCGUAAAAAACAAUUAGAGAAUGAAAUGAUGCGGGUUGGAUUAUCUCAAGAUGCCCAGGAUCAAAUGAGAAAGAUGCUUUGCCAAAAAGAGUCUAAUUAUAUCCGUCUUAAGAGGGCUAAAAUGGACAAGUCUAUGUUUGUGAAGAUAAAGACACUAGGAAUAGGAGCAUUUGGUGAAGUCUGUCUAGCAAGAAAAGUAGAUACUAAGGCUUUGUAUGCAACAAAAACUCUUCGAAAGAAAGAUGUUCUCCUUCGAAACCAAGUUGCUCACGUUAAAGCUGAGAGAGAUAUCCUGGCCGAAGCUGAUAACGAAUGGGUAGUUCGUCUAUAUUAUUCAUUCCAAGAUAAGGACAAUUUAUACUUUGUAAUGGACUAUAUUCCUGGGGGUGAUAUGAUGAGUCUAUUAAUUAGAAUGGGCAUCUUUCCAGAAAAUCUGGCACGAUUCUACAUAGCAGAACUUACCUGUGCAGUUGAAAGUGUUCAUAAAAUGGGUUUUAUUCAUAGAGAUAUUAAACCUGAUAACAUUUUGAUCGAUCGUGAUGGUCAUAUUAAAUUGACUGACUUCGGCCUCUGCACUGGCUUCAGAUGGACACAUGAUUCUAAGUACUAUCAGAGUGGUGACCAUCCACGGCAAGACAGCAUGGAUUUCAGUAAUGAAUGGGGUGACCCCUCUAACUGUCGAUGUGGAGACAGACUGAAGCCGCUAGAGCGGAGAGCUGCACGCCAGCACCAGCGAUGUCUAGCGCAUUCCUUGGUUGGGACUCCCAAUUAUAUUGCACCUGAAGUGUUGUUACGAACAGGCUAUACCCAGUUAUGUGAUUGGUGGAGUGUUGGUGUAAUUCUUUUUGAAAUGCUGGUGGGACAACCUCCUUUCCUGGCACAAACACCAUUAGAAACACAAAUGAAGGUUAUCAACUGGCAAACAUCUCUUCACAUUCCACCACAAGCUAAACUGAGUCCUGAAGCCUCUGAUCUUAUUAUUAAACUUUGCCGAGGACCAGAAGACCGCUUAGGCAAGAAUGGUGCUGAUGAAAUAAAAGCUCAUCCAUUUUUUAAAACAAUUGAUUUCUCCAGUGACCUGAGACAACAGUCUGCUUCGUACAUUCCUAAAAUCACACAUCCAACCGAUACAUCAAAUUUCGAUCCUGUUGAUCCUGAUAAGUUAUGGAGUGAUGAUAACGAGGAAGAAAAUGUGAAUGACACUCUCAACGGAUGGUAUAAAAACGGAAAGCACCCUGAACAUGCUUUUUAUGAGUUUACCUUUCGGAGGUUUUUUGAUGACAAUGGCUACCCAUAUAAUUAUCCAAAGCCUAUUGAGUAUGAAUACAUUAAUUCACAAGGCUCAGAGCAACAGUCAGAUGAAGAUGAUCAGCACACAGGCUCAGAGAUUAAAAAUCGGGAUCUAGUUUAUGUUUAACCUGCUCGGAAAUAGUUGUGUUGAGGAUUUGCAAAAAGGCCUGAAACACAGGGUCUUUUGAGUCUUUUUGAGAGUAAAAUUAUGCAAAUGUGACAGAGCUAUGUAUGUGUGCUCUGUGUACAAUAUUUUAUGUUCCUAAAUUAUGGGAAAUCCUUUUAAAAUGUUAAUUUAUUCCAGCCUUUUUAAUCAGUAAUUUAGAAAAAAUUUGUUAUAAAGAAAGUAAAUUAUGAACUGAAUAUUAUAAUCAGUUCUUGGUACUUAAAGUACUUAAAAUAAAAAAUAGUGCUUUGUUUAAAAGGAGAAGCCUGGUAUCUAUUUGUACAUAUGCUAAAUAAUUUUAAAAGACAAGAGUUUUUGAAAUGGUUUUGAAAGACAUUUUUAGUUUUAUCUUGCUUUAACCAAAUAUGAAAUAUACCCCACAUUUACAGAGCUCCUUUUUCUCCCUUCAUAAACUUGUUUUUGGUACAGAAUAAGCUAUAGAAAUUAAGCCAUCAUAGUGGUGAGCGUUCGUCGGUUAAUGAUAAUCUGUACAAUUCACAUCUUGGAACUGAGAACUACAGGGUUGAAACAGUAUGUUCAUCAGAAGGAAAAAUAAUGCAGCUUAUCUUUUUUUUUCCCUCUGGAAUAUUUAACCUUCUAGCAUUUAUUUCUCAAGAAUUACUGGCUUAAAAAGAAGCAAAGCACUACCAUUUUUCUUUCCAUCUUGAUAUUUUUAAUGCUGCUUCCAGUUUUAAAAGGGAACAAAACUGCCAUAAAUCAAAAUUUUUAACACUAAAAGCUAAGAUCUCUCAUAUUUUACUUCAGAAUUUUAGAAAAUUUUCCACCAUCCUUGCAGAGAUUAAGUUUCAUAUGAAACUUUGAUUAGAAAUUAUUUGUGGAUACUCACUAGAAAGUACUUUUUCUACAUAGUGACAGUUUUGAUUAUAUCAUCGGGAAUGUUAUAGGUUUUCUCUUUCAGAACAGUGCCACGUAUUGUUAGUGGCAAAGGAAAAUCUGGCUGUUUGGCAAUAUUUUACCUAUGGGCAGAUUAAUUGGUGAAAAAAUUAAUUAUUAUUUAACUGUUAAUUAAGGUGGCCAUUAGUAAUUAGGAAAAGUUACAUAGUGGUUUUAGUGGAAAAUUCAAAUCCUCCUAACUUAUUUAAGGUUAAAUAAUAUGUUUUUCAGCAUGCCUUUAUAUAUAAUGCUUAGAUUUUAAGAAGGACUUGUGGUUUCAUACCAAAAUACAUUUAGCUUAUCUUUUAGGAAGGGGAAAAGGGCUGUAUUCUGACAUCAGUUAAAUUUGUAUUUUAUUUCCUUUUCUUAAGCUCCACUGAUAAGGAAUUGUUCUAUCAAAACUUACUAUUUAUGGGUAAGAGACAUAAAUUUACGGAUUUUCAAACUUUUAGCUUUCUUCACAUAAAAGCUAAUGGAAAUCAUCUAUUAAGUAAAAGUAAAGGCACAGCUGUUCUAGUUGAUUAGGGAGGGCAAAGAAGAUUAGCUCACAUUUCCUACCUUUCUAUAGGUGGCCUUCUCAGAGCUCAGCUUGUAAAUUACCGUGUAACCCAGUGUGUAAUGGUGGGUUUUGGGGGGUCAUUGGUCCUUUUGAGAGUCUGAUGAAAGCUGUGGACUCUCUUUUCAGAAAAAUGCACAUCAACACAUUCCCAUAAAUUAGUCGCAUGCAGUUUUAGGGAUUCUGGACGUGUUGAAACCUGUCACAAAUUCUUGCUUAAGGACUUCAGUCCUAUAAGAACACUGACACAUUAAACUAAGAAUUUUGCUUUAAAUUUACUGAUUAGUACUCAGAUUAGCAUAUCUUGUAUAAACACCGAGAAUUUAUGGUGGAAAAGAUCUGUACCCUGUGAUAAGAUAUCCUUAUGAAUGCCUCUCUCUUGCUGGUACAGCACGAAGACAUUUUAAACAUACCCUUUUGAGGGCACUGAAAUAUAUGUUUGGCUUGAUACAGAAAUAUUUCUGAAUGACUUCUAAUCAGAAUUGUAAGAAAAUGCACUAUAAUGAGAUGGCAGUCUUCACUUCAUGGAACAUUUGAUUAGUCCUGUAAAAUUCUAUGCAAAAGAAAUUAGCUGCAGAACUUUUAGCUCAGCACUCAGAUUUUUAAGAUAGCCCCUUACUCUUCAGGUUUUCUCAGUCAGAUUUAUUUAAAUUUCCAUUUACUUUUACUUCUGGACUAUGGUGCAAUACACUACAAAACCAACUUUGUUGCAUUUAUGUCUAGGAAAACAGGUGCUGUCUCCUCCCCGCCCUCCCCACAAAAUCUCUGUUGCCCUCUUCCUCCAAUGUAACACACACUACAAAUUUUGUAUUCUUUUACAUUCCUCGGACAGUAUAUGAGUUUUUCGUGUUUAUUUGAAGCAGUCUACAAGCCUUUAGUAGCUGAAGUUUUAAUAGUUUGGAUAUACUUUAUUAGCUGUCUUAUUCCCAAACUAUAUCCAGUUCUCCUAGUAUAGAAUCUGGUGCUUCCUGACCAAAAAAGAUGAGAACAGCAUCAAAAUCUGUAUGCUCUCAAUUGAAGUGGAGUGGAAACAUUGGUCGUAAAUGUUUUCUUUUAAAAAUCAUUUUCCCAUUCAUUAAAAAACUUGCUGUCUUUGUUAUACUUACCCCCCCCCUUAUGCAUAUCAAUAGUAUUUAUAAAAUGUGUUCUAUAAUUAUGUAAUUGUAGAUACUGUUAUGUAUUGUCCAGUGACAUCCUAAGGCGGGCCCUAUUGCUGUAUCUUUUCUACCUUAUUUGUAAUAGAAACUAUAGAAUGUAUGACUAAGAAGUCACUUUGAGAUUGACUUUUUAAAAAAGUUAUUACCUUCUGCUGUUGCAAAGUGCAAAACUGUGAGUGGAAAUGUUUAUUCUGACUUAAUAAUAUGUUAGAAAUUAGAGAAUACAGUGGGAGGAUUUUUAGAUAUUGCUGCUGCUGUUACCUAAGGUACUUUAGAAAUUUUUCUUUAAUAAACAAAAAUAAACAAACAUCCCUUUGAUAUUUAAAGUGAAACAUUUAGCCUGUUUGUUUUAAUCUAAAAAAGUAAUUUGGGUCAACAUACCAAUAUUUGUAAAGCGCCUUAAUAUAUCCCUUUGUGGAAGGCACUAUACCACAGUUUACUUUUGUAUUGUGUUGUGUAUAUAAGUAUUUUGUAUUAAAAUUGAAUCAAUACAACACUACAGUUUUAUAGAAUAAUGCUUUGUUAGGAAAAGGAAUUACAGCUUUGCAAUAUAACUAAAUUGUUUUGCAUACUUCUGAAUGUAGUAGAUAUGAAUAAUCAGCCUGUGUUUUUAAUGAAUCUAUUUGUAUUUUCCCAAUCAUUUUCUCUAGUGUAACAUUUGCUGGGAUAAUAAAAAAAAAAAGGCAAAAUUCAAA
Molecule: messenger RNA, 7132 nt
Organism: Equus caballus (horse)
Lineage: Eukaryota; Metazoa; Chordata; Mammalia; Perissodactyla; Equidae
Gene: LATS1
Product: large tumor suppressor kinase 1
Biological process (GO): positive regulation of apoptotic process; peptidyl-serine phosphorylation; hippo signaling
Cellular component (GO): spindle pole
Molecular function (GO): protein binding; ATP binding; protein serine/threonine kinase activity
Source: RefSeq, a predicted model, not a curated record